GGACAGCAGCAGGCGCGGCGGCGGCGGCCGCCAUUGCGAGCGGGGGCCGCGGGACUAUGAAGGAUGGAGGCGGACGAGGUGUCGAUCCGCGAGCAGAACUUCCACAGCCAAGUGCGGGAGUACACGAUCUGUUUUCUCCUAUUUGCUGUUCUCUACAUAGUGUCCUACUUCAUAAUCACAAGAUACAAAAGAAAAGCAGAUGAGCAAGAGGAUGAAGAUGCCAUAGUUAACAGAAUAUCGCUGUUCUUGAGCACCUUCACUCUAGCAGUUUCAGCUGGUGCAGUCCUGCUUCUGCCUUUCUCAAUAAUCAGCAAUGAGAUCCUGCUUUCUUUUCCACAAAACUACUAUAUUCAGUGGUUAAAUGGCUCACUAAUUCAUGGUUUGUGGAAUCUUGCUUCUCUUUUUUCCAAUUUGUGUUUGUUUGUAUUGAUGCCCUUUGCCUUUUUCUUCUUGGAAUCAGAAGGAUUUGCUGGCUUAAAAAAGGGGAUCAGAGCACGCAUUCUAGAGACGCUGGUAAUGCUCAUACUUCUUGCACUGCUUAUCCUUGGAAUCGUAUGGGUGGCUUCAGCUCUCAUAGACAAUGAUGCUGCCAGUAUGGAGUCUUUGUACGACCUCUGGGAAUUCUACCUCCCAUAUUUAUAUUCCUGUAUAUCACUGAUGGGAUGCUUGUUACUUCUCUUAUGCACGCCAGUGGGACUUUCACGGAUGUUUACAGUAAUGGGUCAAUUGCUGGUGAAGCCAACAAUUCUUGAGGACCUAGAUGAGCAGAUGUAUAUCAUCACUUUAGAGGAAGAAGCAAUUCAGAGGAAGCUUAAUGGGAUAUCUUCCACAUUGGAAAACCAGACAGUAGAGUUGGAAUGGGAGCUUGAAAAAGUGAAGUGCAAGAAAACAAAUCUAGAGCGUCGGAAAAAAGCUUCUGCUUGGGAGAGAAAUUUAGUGUAUCCAGCUGUUAUGAUAUUACUACUGAUUGAGACAUCCAUCUCAGUUCUAUUAGUCGCUUUCAACAUUCUUUACCUGUUGGUGGAUGAGACUGCAAUGCCAAAAGGAUCAGGGGGACCUGGAAUAGGAAAUGCAUCCCUAUCCACCUUUGGUUUUGUGGGAGCAGCACUUGAAAUCAUUUUGAUUUUCUAUCUCAUGGUAUCCUCUGUCGUCGGCUUCUACAGCCUUCGUUUUUUUGAAAAUUUCAUUCCCAGGAAGGAUGAUACAACUAUGACAAAGAUAAUUGGAAACUGUGUCUCAAUCUUGGUGCUGAGCUCAGCUUUGCCAGUGAUGUCAAGGACACUGGGAAUUACUCGAUUUGAUCUGCUUGGAGACUUCGGAAGGUUUAACUGGCUGGGAAACUUCUAUAUUGUAUUAUCUUACAACUUGCUCUUUGCUAUCAUGACAACAUUAUGUCUGGUCAGAAAGUUCACUUCUGCUGUGCGAGAAGAGCUCCUGAAGGCAUUAGGAUUAGAUAAACUUCAUCUGUCAAACAAUCCAAGAGACUCAGAGACAAAGCCGUCUGCAAAUGGGCAUCAGAAAACACUGUGAUUGACAAUCACCUGCAAUCAACAGAGCUGAAAACAUCAACCUCAUGGCAUUCCCGACAUCUCAUCAGCUUUUUUAUAUUGUUCUCUUGCUGAUAAUCUGGGUCCAGCCUUGUCUCAUUUCUUGAUGCUGUGUGCUUCUGAGGAACUUAGCUGUAUCAGAUUCUUCUCUUUCCAGUUAACUUCUGGUCUGCUUGUUUAUUUCCCAGUAAGUUAAUGCAGGAGGUGCCUUGAAGACUGGAAGCUGAAGAGAAUAAUUAAUUUCUUUUUAUUGACAGUCUCAUAUUCUUAGAUACAAGCCUGCUAGCCUCUGAAAGCAUAGUAUCUCCUGUGUAAUGCAGACACAGGUUGUAAAGAAUAACUUUGGGACUUUAAAAAAAAAAAAAAAAAGAAAAAAAAGAUACACUUGAAGCCCGGUAUGACCCUUAUUGGAAAUGUAAGCUACUUGGAAUGGGCAUCCUUGACAGUAGAUAAGCAGUUCCACUAAAAAUGUUUUAAAAAAGAAAGUUACUGAUAAAGACCACAGAUGAUGUCGGACUCGGUCUGAUAGCAUGAAGCUUUCUUGGAAGGCCAAUGUUUUCAGUUCUCUGUUCCCAGCUGUGAAUGCCAGUUGCUUUACUGGAAGUCAGGCAAUGUCUAAUGAAAUAGUGAGCCACACAGUGAAGAUUUACUUCAGUGUUAAGUCUGAGCCUAGUGUGCUUUGGAGGAAAAAAAAAAAAAAAAAAAGCUGGGUAGACCCCAUGUCACAACUCUUACAAUUCUGUAAUGAUGUGGUGCUGUGGAGGUCACUCACCCUACCAAGUACAUCCCUGUAAAAUUCUGUAUGAACUCCUGUGUAUAAGUAGUACUUGUAACUCAUGCAAGUUGCACAAGUCUAGGAGGCUGUGGUUGUAGUUGUUUUUUUUUGUUUGUUUGUUUUUUACAAUCUUCUUUAAUUUGAAGUAAAUUAUGUCUCUGGAUUUAUACUGUAGUUACGAGGAUUUCUGUUCAGUGGCAUAAUCCACUAUCUUUCACUAGCCUGUUUUUUAAUGUACACACAAACGUGUAUAUAGGACUACAUGUGUAGAUACCAUAAAUUAAAUCUAAGCUUAUAGAGAUGGCAUAGUUGGUUUGAUAAGUAAAGCUUGUGUGUUCAAGCUUGGUAGUACAAAUUUCUGUGAUGUUACGAUUUAACUGCCCAGAGGCCUUACAUUCAGAAUGGCAUCAGUGAGUGUAAUGUAAUUUUUCUUAGCAUCACUUCUGCCUUAGGAAUUCUUUUAGCAGUCUAUGGUAAUAAUAAAAAAAUUAUAAAAAUGGCAAAACCAGCACCCACCAACAGAACCCCAGCUGUUCAAACUCUAGUUGCAUUUUUGUGCUGCUCUGUUACAGGUAGUGUUCAAAUAGAUUGGAAUGAGGACAACUUCAGUAUGUGCUCCGUAUGUAGUGGAUCAGUUAAUAUUCCUGAUUAUUCUGGUUGCUGUUAAACUGAAGGAUGUCUGUUUGUGGCUUUAGGUCAUGAGUGUGAUGAGGCUGUGACAGUUAACUCUCCAGCAGGGUUCUGAGAUAAACUCUGUGUCAGAAGCUGUUGGCUGGUGUCUACUGAGAUGGCUGCACUGGGCUGUAGACUUACAGGUGUGUGUGAAUGUGAGAGUUGUUUUUUUUCCUUUGUUUUCUGAGACAGUUUCAAAAUUCAUGCUCCAGUGUACCUGAGAAUUUCUUGUUUUUUUGCAGGUUGCCUUUUCUGACUUGAACUGGGGCAUAAUAUGAAUACUGCUGUAGCAAAUAUGCUGGAGUUACUUUUUGUGUGAUUAGUAUAAAUUCAAGGGUUAUUAAACUGACUGUUGAUGUGUUGUACUGAGUCUUGGAGGACUUAAAGUAAAAGUGCUUGAUUUUUUACUAAGAUUUACAAGCAUCUCUUUCUGUUGUUUAAUGCUCUUUCAGUGAGAAAGGUUUUCUGAGUCAGUUCCUCAGCCAAGAACAGGGAGGUAUAAUUAGAAUUUGCUUGAGAAUGUUUACAUUUUAAACACGGGGAGUUUUCUUAUUAGGGCCAUAAUUCAGGUAUUCUCAGAGCUUGCAGCCUUAUGUGUUAUUAUAGCUAAAAGCAUCUGAAAUGUAUCCACUCGUCUACAUAAGUGAUAGUAUGACUAAAGUUGUCCUAGUGUCUUACUGAGGCAGGUGAGCUGUGAGUGAGGCUAGUUAGCUUUGUUAAAGUAUUUCUGUUGCAGCUUUGGCAUUUAUAUAAAUAUGGUCUUUGAGUGAAUGGAUUUGAGGGUGCAUCAACAUAGGUCUUGGUGUUCACACUUCUCUCAGUAGAGACAGAACAUUUCGGAGAUGUUUGUCCCAGCAUCCAAGAAGGCAGGAAGAGAUGGGCUUCUGAGGUGUGUGUGGCUUCUGGAAGCGAGUUGGACAAUUACUUAAGCUGAACAGAGGCAGCUCCUGCUCAUGAGCCUGCGAGGUUCAGGCAAAACUUGAAAACUCUUUCAAAGCGAAUGUUACAGCCGUGCCUGCUCCCAGCCCUUCUGGAUUCUGUAGUCAGAGAGAUGGGUAAAGCCUGUAAGAGAACAUUUUACAUUGGAAUAUGACAGAUACUUAAGGAUUGCUGUGUGGUUUCCAUGGUGGAUAAGAAAUUCAGAACUACCCUGUGCAGUUAGUGACAGUGUUUUGUUUAAAAACCAACUGUUUAUAUUGUAACACUGUCUGCAUUAUGAUAUGUUUGGCCUUCAAAAUGACAUGCUUAUGCAGAACUCCUUACAGAUCCAAUGGUACUUUCAAAUAUCCUGUGUGUAAGAUACAGGUCACUGUAUACUUUUCACAGAAGCAUAUGGUCACUUAAAUGCACACAACUGGUAAUUCAUUAAUGGAUGUGAUGAUGCAUUCCUAGUAUUUUGACUCAUGUAGAGUCAGGUGGUCUAUACCUUCAAGGUAUAUACAACUGAUCUUAGUAACAUUAACAUCUGCCUCACUUCUUAGGAGGCAAAAAGCACAUAAAUGCUUCCAUCUUCAACUAGAUACCACACAAGACCAAAAAAGUAGAUGUAAAUUCGGUGUUUUAGAUCAGCCAUUUCUUGGCUUUAUUCUGUGUUGGUAGCACAAUAUUAAGUGCAGUGGCAGAGCUGUAAUAUCAUGGGAUUUCUUCUAAGUGUAAAGCACACUGUCAAUAUUUAACACCUUAAAAUGAUAAAUAGCAGUAUUGGUUACUAUACAGUGACAGUUUUUGCCUUCGUAGGAAGCUUUGUUUACUGUUUGUAAUGUGAUGUUCAUCUUCGGCCCUGCUCCUCCACUGUCUUUUCCCCUGUUGACUGCUUCAUGGUGUCAUAGAAAUUAAAGGAUUUGACAAGUUGC
Molecule: messenger RNA, 4847 nt
Organism: Lagopus leucura (white-tailed ptarmigan)
Lineage: Eukaryota; Metazoa; Chordata; Aves; Galliformes; Phasianidae
Gene: LMBR1
Product: limb development membrane protein 1
Exons: 17
Coding region: 64-1530 (488 amino acids)
Biological process (GO): signal transduction
Molecular function (GO): transmembrane signaling receptor activity
Source: RefSeq, a predicted model, not a curated record